CAUCUCGUUCUAUUUUCAGCGCACUAGCAAACAGCAGGACAGCAUGGAGCUAGCUGCAUCACUUUUGGAUUAGCUUCAGAUACCUAUUUCAGUGCAAAAUUAGACUUUUUUUGUUGCUGUAAGCGUAGCUAGUGCAAUAAGUAGUUAAUGUAAAUUAUGUAGCAAGUAAAAUUGUAUUCCUCUGUAUUAAUUAGGUAAUACGUGGCAGCUAAUUUGGCGUCAGAAAUGGCAUAUCCACAUAACCCUGAUAUUUUUCGCUGGAAAAGAGUUACUAAGACCAAAAAACCCACUGCAGAUAAGCAGGUGCAGCUCAAUAAUGAGGAGAUCAACCAAUGGAUGAAGGCAGUGGAAAUGGCCUCAGACUUUGCAUUGACUGAGGUUUUUUCCCUGAAGAAGCCCCAUCCAGUGAUAAGCAGUCAGUCAAUGGCACUACACAGCACAGAGCAGCUGUUAGAUCAUGACCAAGCAUACGGGGAAGCCCAGGCUCUUCUUAGUGAUUGGAUGAACAGCAAGUUGCGUCUGGAGAUGGAGAUGGAGGAAGAGGAGGAUGUGAUUGUCUCCCCUGAGAAGAACAGUCCAGAAGCCAUGCCACCUGCCCAGCCUGUCUCCCUGGACUACAGCAACUUUGAUGACCUGUAUUCUCACCUCGCUGAGGAAGAGGAGAGCUCAGCGGUUAACAACUUCCUUCAAGACCUCAUGGAGCGGGAAGUAGUGGAUUCUGGGAUAGUGGAGGAUCUGGUACUAGACUCUGAAGAGCGAGACAGGAGGAUGAGGAGGGACCCGAGCCUCACCAUGGAGGCACGUCACCGACAGGUGCGUGAGAACCGUGCACGGCGGGACGAGGAGCGGGAGAGGUUGCACAGGGAAAGGGUGGCGCGGAGGCAGGCCAGGGAGGAGGCACAGAGGAGGGAGCAGGGGGAGGAGAGGCGGAGGAGGCAGGAGGCACGCAGGCAGGAGGAGAUGGUGCAGCAGGAGAUGGUGCGACUGCGCCACGAGACGGAGGAGAGGAGGAACCUGGAGAAACUAGCCAGGCAAAUGGAGAGGGAGAGGAUCGCCAGGAAGACGGCAGCUAAGAGCUCUCUGGUACUCCAGCCAGGCCCUUCAUUCUCUACUGCACAGAAACAACAUGACACUGAGAGACCACUCAGACUACAGCAAGCAGAGGUCAGGGUUCAGAUGCACAACCUUAAGUGUCUGCAGAGGCACUUCUCUGGCUGGUACUCAGUGCUGUUGGAGAGGAGGUUGCAGAUGGGCAAGGCGGCGUCGCUCUGUGAUUGGAGGAGACAGCUGAGGGCGUGGCGAGACUGGUGGGCACUGGUGUGGGCAGGGCGAGAGCAGCGGGAAGCGGAGAGAACAGAGGAGGAGUUACGGACCCAGAAAAGACGCUCCCAGGUGGCGAUGGUGAGUGACCGGAGGCGUUUGCUAAGACGAUGCCUGAGUGAUUGGCGGCUGUGGUGUCGGGCGGAGAGAGAACGCCGGGAGCUGUUGUCACAGCAGCAAGAGACGCGGCGCAAGAUGACAGCCCUGAUCAAUGCCGCGGCAACUGGGAAACUCAAGAUGAUGGAGGAGACGCAUACUCCUGAGCCAAUCACUGCCCUGCCUGAGCCUUCUGACCAAUCAGAAACUGUAGAACUGAAAGGUCAGCCAGGGUCACAACCUGCUGGCCCCACCCCCUCUCCUGCCUGUCAAGGGGACGGACAGCUGGGGGCUGUGGUCCUGCACACCCUCCCCUGGCAGGUGACACGGCGUAACGCGGCGCUGAGUGCAGGCGAGCUGAGGCGAGCACGGCAGAGGGGCGAGGUGGGCGAUGGGGACGGCAGUGUAGGUGCUGCCCCCCGGUCUCAUAGAGCAGCGGGGUGUGGGGGACGGUUCGAGCAUCGCCAUGCCAGCCAGCAGCGGACCAUUGCAGAGCAGAGGAUGCUCCUCAGGGAGCAACAGAAGCAGAUCGCACGCCUGCAGGAGGAGCAAAGCAUGAUGGGACUGAGGCAGGAGGCCCAGACAGCCACCCAGAUCGCUGUCCCAGCAUCCCCAAGGCCCAGAGGGAUGACCUCUGACCCCAAAGAACCCAGGGCUGGAAGAGUCGCUCGGGGGAACGAUGGCCGUUCCCCGGCCUCCAGGAAACCAGCUGUCCGUCAGCCAUGUCGUCAUCCCACCGUCAUGGCCAUGGAGGAACGUGCUCAUCAGCGAGUGGAGCGCAGGAGGGAGGUGGAGGAGCUGAAGAGAAAGAAGGAGGAGGAGAGGCUGGCCCAGCUGAAAACAGCAGUGAAGGAGAGGCAGAGGGAGGAGGAGGAUGAGAAACGUAGAGCAAGGGAAAGGAGGAGGGAGGAGAAGAGACAAGAGAGAGAGAGGGAGCAGGAGAACCAGUGCAGGUUGGAGCGAGAGCAGCAGCUCCAGACCCAGGCCCAGCAACACUACCACAGAACUCUUUUACUACGGCGAGGCCUGGAGCCAUGGAAACGCCUAGUCGCCCAGAGCCAAGCCAACAUUCAGCUGGCCAGGGCUCAUCACAAGCAGUCUCUCCUGAGACGGUGCACGCUGUCCUGGCAGCUGGUAGCAGGCGAGUCCCUGGCUCAGAAAUGGGCCUCUGCCGACCAACUGCAUCAACACAUCCUGCUACGGAAGAGCCUGGGCAACUGGAAAAGGCUGAAGGAUCACCGCAUAGUUCUGGAGGGGCGGGCCGAGAGGUUCUGGCGCACGCACACUCUGAAGAGGGCUCUGAUUGGACUGCUAGACCACGUGACCCAGGAGAGGAUGGCAGAUUGGGAUCGGGAGCAGCAGGCUCAGGAACACAGUACCAGGCGGACGGUGCGGAGCUGUUUCCAAGCCUGGAGACGGUAUCCGGGGUGGGUGCGUGAGGAGAGAGAGAGGGAGACCAGGAGGGAUCGGCUGAGACGCAGAGUGGCAGAGGUCCUCCCUGACUUCCGCUCUUCUCCUCUGGACUGUACCUGGGAACAAGGCCCGCUGUGACCCACAGGACACACACGUACAGUAGACAUGCCCAUGUGUACAGUACACUCAGACAGACAGACAGAGACAGGCAGACAGAGAAUACUUGCACAGAGGAUAAAUCAGUGGAUAGGACCCAAAGCAGAUGAUGAAGUUGCUGCUGUAACAAGCACACACAUACCAGCUGUUGCUCUACCUUCAUUACCUGAGAAAGGUGGAUACAACUUUUAAUGAAGACAGUUUGGAAGCUUUUGGAACAGCAAUGACUCGUUUAAAAUUGCAGUUAAAAUUCAGGUUAUUUCAUAUUUUUAAGUCACAGUUUGAUGCAGUUUGAAGCCAUACAAAAUAAAAAGCAUGAUGUUAUUCAUAUCACCAUAAA
Messenger RNA from Salmo salar (Atlantic salmon), 3325 nucleotides. Its product is annotated as coiled-coil domain-containing protein 191. Lineage: Eukaryota; Metazoa; Chordata; Actinopteri; Salmoniformes; Salmonidae. The record is from RefSeq and is a predicted model, not a curated record.